Molecule: messenger RNA, 1254 nt
Organism: Stylonychia lemnae
Lineage: Eukaryota; Ciliophora; Spirotrichea; Sporadotrichida; Oxytrichidae
Source: the annotation of a GenBank genome assembly
AUGGUUGUAAGUCUUUACGUUUGUGACAUUCCACAAAAUAUUGAAAAAGAGGAGCUUGAAAGUGUUUUCUCCUGCUUUGACGGCUUUGUUGAGGUCAGACUCGCCAAAGAUAAAAACAGAUAAAAAAUUGCAUUCGUUGAUUAUACCUCAGAAGAUCAUGCAAAAUAUGCCAUGAAUAGUACAAAAGGAUUCAGAUUUGCAGCCUCUACCAGAGGAAUCAAUCAAGGUCACCAAAGCUAGCAAAGAUAAGGUAACAAUCAUCAAAGUUCUAACUCGAGAGGAAGUCAUCAUGUUGAGUCCCCACAAAUGAGUAUUAAAGAUCCUAAUUAUCAUUAGCCGCAAUAGUAGUAUGGUAGGUAUGAAGGCCCCCCUCCUCAACAAUAGAAUUACCAGUAAUAAUCUUCGCAGUAGUAGUCAUAGUAGUUUAAAAUUCCAAAGUCUAAUCAGCCACCAAACAAUUUCUCCUAAAUUACCAAUAUUCCUCUCCAUCAGUCAAAUAAUCCAAACAACAGUAUGAUUUUCAAUGACUAGCGUUAACCAACUGGUACAUCUACCCAAUAAGAUUAUCCUCCUCUCAAUCAAUUCGGGUAGGAUCCUGCACCUCAUAAGUCUAUUCCCCCCAUUCAAUAAACCCCAUAAGAUAUUCUUUCAAUUUUAAACAAUCUUACUCAUAUGACAUCUCAAACCACUGCUGCUAAUAGUACCUAUCAUAGUUAAUCUCAAGGUCCAUUAGAUUUUUCCUAAUAGUCACAAUAGUCGCUUAAUGCAGGAAAUCAGAACCUUCUUAACUUUUUUACAGGUUUGGCCCAAAAUCCUUCUUUAUAAGCGGGUGCUAACUAAAUAUAAAAUCCGCUACUAAUGGCCUCGUCUCUCAAUAAUCAAAAUACUUCACAAACUUCUGAAGUGUCUAAGGCCAUGUCUAGAAUCUCAAGUCUCUUUGGUCCAAAUAUUAUGCCUAUUCCUAAAAAUGCCACCAACACUGUCUAUGUCGAGGGCAUCCCGCUCGAUGCUUCUGAAAGAGAAGUUGCUCAUAUUUUCCGUCCAUUCCCGGGAUAUAAGUCAGUUCGUUUGAUCCCAAGAGAGAAAAGGCCAGGGGAAAAAGUCAUUUUCUGCUUUGCAGAUUUUGAGAAUGCAUUUCAGACUACUUUAGUUAUCAACACUCUCUAGGGUUACCGUUUCGACAAGGAUGAUAUAUUGGGUUUAUAAUUCUCAUAUGCAAUUACCAACAACAAAUAUACAUCUGGUUCAUUGUGA